GUAGCAGCUGCCAGGACGCGGGCUCACCCGGAAGCGGGGUGCGGCGCCGUGGGAGCCCCGACAGUGUGCUGGGCCCCUCUUCAUCACCAGGAGCAGAUGGCCGGGGACAGAGCCAAACCCUGUGAACUGGACCAAGAGAAAUAUGACGCCGAUGAAAAUGUGAAGAUCAUCUGUCUGGGCGACAGUGCGGUGGGCAAGUCCAAACUCAUGGAGAGAUUCCUCAUGGACGGAUUUCGGCCCCAGCAGCUGUCCACAUACGCUCUGACCCUGUAUAAGCACACUGCCACAGUGGAUGGCAAGACCAUUCUCGUGGACUUUUGGGACACAGCAGGCCAGGAGCGCUUCCAGAGCAUGCACGCCUCCUACUACCACAAGGCCCACGCCUGCAUCAUGGUGUUCGAUGUGCAAAGGAAAGUCACCUACAAGAACCUGAGCACCUGGUACACGGAGCUUCGGGAGUUCAGGCCCGAGAUCCCCUGCAUUGUGGUGGCCAAUAAGAUUGACGCAGACAUUAAGGUGACCCAAAGAAGCUUCAAUUUUGCCAGGAAGUUCUCCCUGCCUUUGUACUUUGUCUCAGCUGCUGACGGUACCAACGUUGUGAAGCUCUUCAACGAUGCAAUUCGAUUGGCUGUGUCUUACAAGCAGAACUCUCGGGACUUCAUGGACGAGGUUUUGCAGGAGCUGGAGAACUUCGAGUUGGAGCAGAAAGAGGAGGAUGUGCCGGGCCAAGGGCAGCGGGGCAGCACCGAGAGCCCACGCCCAUCCUGAGCGCAGAAGCCCAGAGGAAACCUCUCUCCAGGACAGGCUGGGGGUAGGGCUGGAGCCCUUGCAAAAUACCCCUCCUUCGGCACCCAACUAGCUCUGAGCUGGGUUCUGCCCCGCCUCUUAUACAUGCACUCAUCCCGCCCCACCUUUGUUGCCCAUGACGUCCGGCCCUACACAGUUGUCUCCUCCCAGUACUCAAGGUCAAGGAUGGGGUCAGCACCAGCAAACUCCCUGGGCAGGUGUAAGAGGUCCACAUCUCCCCGAAGUGGAAUUAGGGGUCACUGUCAGCCCUGCCACUGGGCCUGGGACAGUGACAGGGCUCAAGGGACGCGCGCAGGUGCUCUAAGAAAAGUAAGACCCUCCUGACAGCGCACAGGGCGUGUUCCUUGCCUUUCCACCAAGGGAUCGAUUUCUAGCCCUGACCACCCCCCACCCUGCUGAACUUGGAGGGCCUCCAUACUUUUCCCAUGGUCCAGUACUCUAGUCUCCCAACCAACUUUUUUAAAAAUGGUUUUGAGCAGAGAGCUAUUCAUUCCAUGAUUUCUGAGCACCAGCCAGGUUUCAGGAGCCCUUGUAGGUGUGUCGGGUGCAUUGGUGCGCAGUGAGACUGAGGCCAUGGGAACAGAGCUGGCUGCUGAAGUCAGAGCAGGCAGUGUCUCACCUGCCGAUUUAGCCAUAGACAUGCUUGCUGACAGAUCACAGGCCCAUGCAACCAAACCCCAAGACAUACCCGCUUGAAAUACAAGAAACUGCUUCAAAGAGAGCUUCCUUCAAACCUCCUUCAGCAUGUGGGGCACGCCUUCACAUCUCGAAGGACUCAUAUGGGCCCUGUGCCCUCGUGGGUGGCCGAGGGCUGCAGAGGGGCCACCUCACUGCCUCCACAGUGGUGGACGUGGUUCCUCGCCAAGUACUCGUGACUCACUAGUAUGUUUUUAUGAUAAUCUCAUGCAUAAUUUGCAUUGUCUUUGUUAUUUAUUUUGUCUGUACUGUUCUCUUUUUUACAAUAAAGGUUGGGUUACAUCAACA
Molecule: messenger RNA, 1791 nt
Organism: Loxodonta africana (African savanna elephant)
Lineage: Eukaryota; Metazoa; Chordata; Mammalia; Proboscidea; Elephantidae
Gene: RABL2B
Product: RAB, member of RAS oncogene family like 2B
Exons: 9
Coding region: 97-768 (223 amino acids)
Biological process (GO): regulation of exocytosis
Molecular function (GO): GTP binding; GTPase activity
Source: RefSeq, a predicted model, not a curated record